Molecule: messenger RNA, 555 nt
Organism: Ambispora leptoticha
Lineage: Eukaryota; Fungi; Glomeromycota; Glomeromycetes; Archaeosporales; Ambisporaceae
Source: the annotation of a GenBank genome assembly
UACACUGCCGUAGUAACAAGUUUCAUUCCACGGCAUUUGGAUAAAAGAACUAUAAAGGUCCCAGUUGCUAUUUCAGGGGAGCCACCUCAGGAGCGCGUAAUUUGUCUGAAUGAUGGUUACGAUGAAGAAGAUAUGAUCAUUAACAAAGCUCAAGAAGCCAUAACCGAAUACAAAGUAAUUGCUGGCACAGGCGGAUACUCAUUACUUUGGUUGUAUCCACUUACUGGUAGAAAACAUCAAUUGAGAGUUCAUUGUGCUUCUGUGUUGAAUGCGCCAAUUUUGGGAGACGUAAAGUACCGCGACACCACCAAGAUUUUACCACAUAUCAAAAAACUGCAAUCCCAAAAUUCUAGUAGUAACUUUAAUCCUAUGCAUUUGCAUCUGAGUAAAAUUGCUAUACGGGACUGGAAACUUUUCAACGCGGUAGGAAAGGUAGUCAAGAGAAAAGAUAUAGAGGUGCAUGCGCCAUUACCUGACUACUUUCAAAAAACGACCUUGAUGAUAUUUGGAAUUGAUGCGGAUAAUGAUGAAUUUUUAGCACGAUAUGUAGUAUGA